Molecule: messenger RNA, 1073 nt
Organism: Saprolegnia diclina VS20
Lineage: Eukaryota; Oomycota; Saprolegniomycetes; Saprolegniales; Saprolegniaceae
Exons: 1
Coding region: 35-979 (314 amino acids)
Source: RefSeq, a predicted model, not a curated record
CUGCGUUUGCACUUGUCAUUUUCCAAUUCGAUCCAUGAAGGCCAUCUACCUCUUGAGCGCGCUUCUUGCGGCUGCGGUUGCCGACGUCAAGCAAGACUACGAGCCGUGCAGCAUGCAGCACGACUACUGCGCCAAAGACAGCUGGAUCUGCUGCGUUGGACCCAAGGACGUCAAGUCGGGCAAGAUGACGUGCCGCCCCGGCGGCAGCGACUGCAUCUGGGACUCGCCUGAGAUGCGCAAGUCGGGCUACUGGGACUCGUCUGACUCGAGCUCCGGGUGGGACUCGGGCUCCGGCUCACACCCGUCGGAUGAGCCGAGCGAUGAGCCGAGUGACGAGCCGAGUGACGAGCCGAGUGACGAGCCGAGUGAUGAACCUAGCGAUGAGCCGAGUGACGAGCCGAGUGACGAGCCGAGCGAUGAGCCGAGUGACGAGCCGAGUGACGAGCCGAGUGAUGAACCUAGCGAUGAGCCGAGUGACGAGCCGAGUGACGAGCCGAGUGACGAGCCGAGUGAUGAACCCAGCGAUGAGCCGAGUGAUGAGCCUUCGAACGAUCCGACCGACGGCCCCACGGAUACCCCAACCGAUGCGCCGACGGACGCUCCCAAGCCGACGCCGUCGCCAUCGAGCCAGCCGGGCAACGGGUCGCCGAUCCUGGUCAACUUGGCCGUGCCCGACCACGUUGGUGUCGACUGCCCUGGCAUCCAGUCGCGCUUCCCGGCUGGCACGCUCUUCUGUGGCUCGCCCAAGCCGCCGGGGGCCAACAUCUACACGCCGUCGUGCGACCAGUCGAUGACCGUGACGUGGCAGGGCAAGAGCGUCACGUGCGUCAUUUCGUUCCAAGCAUCGGGCGUCGGCUUGACGACCGACGCCUACGUCGAGCUUGUCCCCGAGGCCUACGCCGUGCUCACGGGCUCGACGCAGGGUGGCAUCAUCACGGGCGCGACCUGCAGUGGCGUCUGCAACGUCGCCCGGUCGUAAACCAUCGAGUAAUCCUUUGUGUUAUAUACCAUCGUCGUCGUCACAUGUAAAUGAAUAUAAAACAACACCGACCGUGUUGUCCACUGAAAGACGU